Molecule: messenger RNA, 2268 nt
Organism: Branchiostoma floridae (Florida lancelet)
Lineage: Eukaryota; Metazoa; Chordata; Leptocardii; Amphioxiformes; Branchiostomatidae
Product: RNA-binding protein 42-like
Exons: 8
Coding region: 100-1338 (412 amino acids)
Molecular function (GO): mRNA binding
Source: RefSeq, a predicted model, not a curated record
AAUUUAAUGAUGUUUUCUUUUGGUGAGAGUUUGUACAUUUUUGGUUAGGGAAACGGUUUCGUUUGGGUGCGCUGUGCAUCUUGCUACAAAGAAGCAAAAAUGGCGGCUCCAGAGGACCACCAGCAGAAGCUCCGAGAAAUGGAGGCGGAAAUGAGCCGCUUUGAGCAGGAGAUAGCGGCCCCCUCCCCAGCCAUGCCUGCUGUUGCCCUGGCCAUGCCUGGGGGACAUCCUCGCAUGGUCAUAGGGGCACAAACUUUCAAUCAGGUUGCAGCUAGUAUUGCCACUGCCCAGGCCACCAUGGCUAUGGGGGUUACUGCAGUUCGUGUUGGACCAAUGAUCAGCAGACCAAUCACUGUUCACAGUGUUCAGCCUGUUUCAGCUCCCAUUGGUCCUGCUGUGAUCCCCGUCAGCAGACCGGUGCCGGCCCCUCGUCCUAUCUUCAUCCCCCACCAGCUGCAGAGACCCCCCAUGGUCCCUGCCCCACCCAUGCCACCCCUCCCCCCCAUGGGCCACAUCCACAUGUCCCAAAUGGGCCAUCCCAUGGUCCGACAUGCAAUGGUGGGGCCUGUGGGACCAAUGAUGGGUCGUCCCAUCGGUCCCAUGGGGGGUGAGCGGAUGCAGAUGGGGCCGAUGCCGGGACCGAUGCCGAUGCCGCGCCAGGUUCCGAUGCAGCCCCCACCCCCGCGUCCCCAGCCUGGGGUGGUGGUGGAGAGUGGACCCACGGUGUACAAACCACCCACUACAGCAACAGAACAGUCAGAAGAACAGCCCUCCACAGACCUGGUCCAGGCUGUUGAAAUUGCACCUGUCCAGCCCACAGUGGAACAGCCAGUGGAACUCCCACAGCCAGGCCACCAGCAAGCAGCCCCUACAGUAGAGCAGGGCCCAGCGGUAGCAGUGGCUGAGGAGAGCACAUCGGGACCAGACCACCAGAAGAAGAGAAAACAGAAGGACAAACAGAAGAAGUACAUCAGAACAGCAGCAGGACAGCUGUGGGAGGAUUCCAGUCUCCAGGAGUGGGAAACAGAUGACUUCAGAAUUUUCUGUGGGGACUUGGGAAAUGAAGUGAAUGACGACGUUCUUGCCCGAGCGUUCAACAAAUAUCCGUCCUUCCUGAAGGCCAAGGUCAUCAGGGACAAAAGGACGAAUAAGACCAAAGGCUACGGGUUCGUCAGCUUUAAGGACCCAAACGACUUCGUAAAAGCCAUGAGGGAAAUGAACGGAAAAUAUGUAGGUAACAGACCCAUCAAGCUGAGGAAAAGCACAUGGAAAGACAGAUCAAUAGACAUUGUACGGAAGAAACAAAAGGAAAGAAACAAGCUUGGAUACAAGAUGUAGCUAGUGUCUAGAUCCAUUGUGUUUGUUACUGUGUCAGCCAUCUUGUUUUUGACCCUUUGGGGAAGGUCAAAAAAUAGUAUACUUUCUGGCAAAUCAAAACUUCGUUAUUAUCGAUUUCUGUUAGUGCAUCAACAGUGUUAUCAUGUCCAUAUAUUAUGAUUGCCCUCAAAUGAAGACUACAUUUGUGUCUAAUCUCUCUAAUGUAUUCUGAAUGUCCUGAAGUUUACAAUAAGAUAUGAACGUUCUGUUGUUGUUUUCUGAAUCUCUGAAUAAAAGUAAUAAAACCUAACAAGCUGCAUAAAAGUGUUAUUGUUCUGAAAGAAGCUCUUUGUAUAUUGGAGGGGAGGUUGAAAAAUUAAGCUGUAACAUUACUAAAGAUGCAAUGUAGACAUGCAAAAUUAGAUAUUUUUAGUAAAAUCAGGUAUAUAUAUGGCUUUUGCAAUUGCCUAUCACUACACUUACUGCCAUUGUUUCAGCCACAAAAUUAAAGAUACAGUGAACCUUUUACGUUGACACUAUCUGUAAGAGCUGUGAACUUACUAUAAGGGAAUUUACAGCCCAUGUAUGUGGUUGGGUAUAAAGGAAUGAUACCUGUUAUAUCUUAUCUAUUUCUUUUGCCAAGUCACAUUUUUCAGGGAUGAAGGUAGAGUUAAUUCUAUAUUUUUGCCCCUUUCUAUGACCAAAAAAACAAUCUAGCAAAGUAGCUCACUCGAACCAAAGGGAGGGUUUCAUUUAUAUAUAUUUUAUGGGCCAAAAGAUGGAUAUUUUUUUCCAGAUAUUCAUGUUGGCACAUGCAGCAAAUGUAACGGGAUAUUCAGAAUUCUGGUAAUGGCUAUGGUAUUGUUGUACGAAGCAGUUUCAUUGUACAUACCUUUUUGUUGAAGGUGCUAUGGUUUUCAGCAUUAAAAGAUACAAUGUCUGAACUAUGAA